This is a messenger RNA of Kluyveromyces lactis, 1431 nucleotides long. It is a transcript of the gene SMF3, whose product is annotated as putative divalent metal ion transporter SMF3. Gene Ontology annotation, biological process: intracellular manganese ion homeostasis; iron ion transport. Gene Ontology annotation, molecular function: manganese ion transmembrane transporter activity; cadmium ion transmembrane transporter activity. The record is from RefSeq and is a predicted model, not a curated record. Lineage: Eukaryota; Fungi; Ascomycota; Saccharomycetes; Saccharomycetales; Saccharomycetaceae. Gene Ontology annotation, cellular component: plasma membrane. Bases 1 to 1431 code for a protein of 476 amino acids. The transcript has a single exon.
AUGCUUAUACUAUCUCGUGUAUUCGAGAGGAACCAUGUUGAAAUUUUGAGGAAGUUUAUGAAGUUUGUCGGACCUGGGAUCAUGGUCAGUGUUGCAUACAUGGACCCUGGGAACUAUUCUACUAGUGUGUCAGGUGGUGCACAAUUUAAAUACAAAUUGUUGUUCAUCACAUUCAUUUCAAACAUAUUUGCGAUUGUCUUGCAAUGCCUCUGCAUCAAGCUAGGUACAAUCACUGGUUUGGAUUUAGCUGAAAACUGCCGUCGUCAUUUUUCAAAGCGUGUUAAUUAUAUUCUAUACGGGUUUGCAGAAGUUGCAAUUAUCGCAACAGACUUGGCGGAAGUGAUUGGUGCUGCCGUUGCAUUAAAUAUCUUGUUUAACAUUCCCUUGUUAUGGGGUGUGCUGUUGACCGUUUUUGAUGUGUUGCUGAUACUUCUGUUUUACAGGCCAGAUGAACAUUCCAUGAAACGGGUCCGGGCGUUCGAAACUUUUGUUGGGAUUUUAGUUGGAGCGACAGUUAUUUGUUUCGCUAUUGAAUUGUUCAAGAUAUCCGUACCAAGCAAGUUAGAGGUGUUCAAAGGCUUCAUUCCAAAUCCCAUCAUCUUCAAAGAACAACAAGCGAUGUAUAUCUCUUUAGGUAUUCUUGGUGCUACUGUGAUGCCUCAUUCCUUAUUUUUGGGUUCCUCUCUCGUAAAACCAAGGGUUUUCGAUUACGACUUAAAAAAAUACGGUAAAAUUAAGGAACAACCUUCAGUAGGUGCCAUUGAGUACACGUUGCGAUAUUCGUACGCUGAAUUGAUAGUGUCGUUGUUUUUCAUCGCCACUUUCGUCAAUGCUGCCAUUUUAAUAGUCGCUGGUGCGACUUUAUAUGGGCAACCCGAUGCAGAGGAUGCUGAUUUACUCUCUAUUUAUGAAUUAUUGUCCCAUUAUGUGUCUCCAGCUGCUGGGCUCGUAUUUGCAUUGGCAAUGCUCUUUAGUGGUCAAUCAGCAGGUGUCAUUUGUACCAUGGCAGGUCAAAUUGUAUCAGAAGGGUUUUUAGAGUGGUCACUUGAACCUUGGGUGACUCGUCUAUUGACAAGGUUGAUAGCCAUCGUACCCUGUUUCUUAGUUACGGCUUUCUUGGGAGAAAAGGGGGUAUCUAGUAUUCUAAACUUGAGUCAAGUGGUUCUCUCAUUGAUUUUACCAAUCGUUUCUGCUCCUUUGAUUUACUUCACUAUGAAUCAUAAAAUUAUGACCGUUGUGGAUGUGGAUUCUGCACCCGCAUCUGCAGACAGUACUGAAGAAAGUAGAUUAUUAUCGAAAGGCGUUAAGUCCAUUGACUACACCAAUGGAAGACUGUUGAGCAUCAGUUCAUUUGUUAUAUGGUUGACAAUUGGUUCAUUGAAUUGUUAUCUUGUAUUUUCAUACCUCAUGGGAGCGGACGUGCAUUUUUAA